AUAACAGAAAAUAAAAAUGGAAAUAAAGGGCGCAGCGCGGAUCACUGAACACAGUUGGUAAUCCAUGGCCGCCGAGCAUCGGCUCCUCGCCCUCAAGGCGUUCGACGGCACCAAGGCCGGCGUCAAAGGUCUCGUCGACGCCGGCGUCACCGCCGUCCCAUCCAUCUUCCACCACCAACCCGACCACCGCCACCGCCACUUCACCGUCCCGGUCAUCGACCUGUCCUCCAUGAGCUCCCGACGACCCGCUCUGGUCGCGCAGGUGAAGGCGGCCGCGGAGACGGUGGGCUUCUUCCAGGUGGUGAACCACGGGGUGCCGGAGGAGGCCAUGUCGGCGAUGCUGGCCGCGGUGAAGAGCUUCAAUGACCAGCCCGUGGAGGCGAAGGCGCCGUACUACACUCGGGACCGUGGCCGGCGCGUGAGGUACCAGAGCAACGUCGACCUGUUCACCUCGCCGGCGGCGCAAUGGCGCGACACCCUCUUCAUGGAGAUGCCGGCGGAGCCACAGGAGCUCCCCGCGGCGUGCAGGGGCGUCGCACCGGAGUACGCGGGGCUGGUGCAGCAGCGCCUAGGCCGCACGCUGCUGGAGCUGUUCUCGGAGGCGCUGGGCCUCCGCCGCGGGUACAUGGAGGAGGAGCAGGGGUGCCUGGAGGGGGUGAGCGUCGCCGGGCACUACUACCCUGCCUGCCCGGAGCCGCACCUCACCCUGGGCACCAUCAGCCACUCCGACACCACCUUCUUCACCGUGCUCCUGCAGGACGCCAUCGGCGGCCUCCAGGUGCUCGUGGAGGAUGACGAAGACCGGAAGCAGUCGGCGUGGGCGGACGUGCCGCCAGCGGCGGGCGCGCUGGUGGUCAACGUGGGCGACUUCCUGCAGCUCAUGUCCAACGACAGGUUCAAGAGCGUGGAGCACCGCGUGGUGGCCAACACCGUCGGGCCUCGGGUCUCGGUGGCAUGCUUCUUCCGGACGCCCGGCGCGGCCUCGUCGACGAGGGUGCUGGCGCCGAUCGUCCCCGACGGCGACGGCGCGCGGUACCGGAGCACGACCAUGGAGGAGCUCAUCAGGCAGCACUACAGGGUCAAGGGUCUGCAUGGCACCUCUCCACUCGACCACUUCAGGCUCUGAAUCUCUUCCAAAAUGUAUCUCUACUUCAAACUUGAUCGAUCCCAAAUAAACCGUUAGAGUUUCCACA
Lolium perenne is the source of this 1193-nucleotide messenger RNA. Its product is annotated as 1-aminocyclopropane-1-carboxylate oxidase homolog 1. NCBI's taxonomy places the organism in Eukaryota, Viridiplantae, Streptophyta, Magnoliopsida, Poales, Poaceae. The record is from RefSeq and is a predicted model, not a curated record.